Portunus trituberculatus (swimming crab) is the source of this 1900-nucleotide messenger RNA. Its product is annotated as galactokinase-like. Gene Ontology annotation, molecular function: galactokinase activity; ATP binding. Lineage: Eukaryota; Metazoa; Arthropoda; Malacostraca; Decapoda; Portunidae. The record is from RefSeq and is a predicted model, not a curated record. Gene Ontology annotation, cellular component: cytosol; cytoplasm. Gene Ontology annotation, biological process: galactose metabolic process; carbohydrate phosphorylation.
AUGGCGUGCAGAAUUCCCGAGGUGGCCAGUCUGGUGGAGGAGGCGCAGGACAAAUUUCAGCUGGUGUUUGGGACUGUGGCAGAUGUGGCAGUCAUGGCCCCAGGGCGAGUCAACAUCAUUGGUGAACACACAGAUUAUAAUGACGGAUUUGUGUUUCCUAUGGCCCUCCCAAUGGUGACGGUGGUGGUGGGCCGGCGUGUGGAAGGUGGCCGCUGCAGGGUCCACACCAUGUCCACCCAAGCUGACAAACCCCAUCAGGUGGAGUUCCCGGCUCCCUCCCCUUCCACCCCGCUGCAACCUAGCUCCCCUGCUUGGGCUAAUUAUGUCAAAGGGGUGGUCGCCAAUUUUCCAGGCAGCAUUAGUGGCUUUGAUGCUGUAGUGACAACUUCAGUGCCACUUGGGGGAGGCCUUUCGAGCAGUGCCUCCUUGGAAGUGGCCACGUACACCUUCCUAGAGGCACUCACUGGCACCCACACUUCCAGCCUGAGGGAGAAGGCCUUGGCGUGCCAGAAGGCGGAACAUGAUUUUGCCAACAUGCCAUGUGGAAUCAUGGACCAGUUCAUCUCCACCAUGGGCAAGAAAGGCAAUGCUUUGCUCAUCGAUUGCAGGUCAAUGGAGUCCACACUGGUGCCGCUGAGUGACCCCAACGUCACACUGGUCAUCACCAACAGCAACGUGCGGCACACACUGUCAGGCAGCGAGUACCCAACGCGGCGCAAGCAGUGCUCUGACGCCGCUGCCGCCCUGGGGAAGAGGAGCCUGAGGGAUGCCACCAUGAAGGAUUUGGAAGAGCACAAAUCAUCGCUGAGUGAGGAGGUGUACAGGAGAGCAUGCCACGUCAUCUCAGAGAUCGGCCGCACCCAGCAGGCGGUGGAGAUGCUGAGGCAGGGGGACUACACUACCUUUGGCAAGCUGAUGACCGACUCACACUCCUCCCUCAGGGAUGACUUUGAGGUGUCGUGCCCUGAGUUGGACCAGCUGGUGGCAGCAGCAGUGGAGGCCGGGGUGUUUGGCUCAAGGAUGACUGGUGGAGGCUUUGGUGGCUGUACUGUGAGUCUGAUGAAGGUGGAAAGUGUCGACAAAUUCAUCACUCACACUCGCCAAAAAUACAGUGGAACUCCGACUUUCUAUGUGUGUUCCCCUUCAGAGGGCGCCCACAUCCUGCCUCUGUAGUGCCGCCCUUCCUAUGUAGAGCCCUGCUACUCCUUCAUUCACAGUAUUCUUACAGCUUACGACAUGCAAGGAGAGUGAAGGCAGCAGUGCUUCUUGUUCUUUCUAGUUCUCCUGUCACAGUGUGCUAUAAUAGAGAAGUUUAUUUUUUGUGGGUUUUUUUUUUCACAUGUUUGAUUUUUUAAUUCAUGAUGUCGGGUGUUUUCAGUGAGUUUGAAUUGAUGGUGUUUGUGAAUAGAGAUUUAAAAGAAGGUUUGAUGGAUUAGUGUAUGAGGAUGAAAGGAAAAAAUAGACUAGUUUGUUUUAUACAGCCACUGCCACAUGUAGAUCUAAUAACUUCCUAUUUUCCUUUUUUUUUGGUUUAUGUAAGAGGGACAAUCUGGCCAAGGGCAAGAAAAUUACUAAACGAAAAGGCCCACUUAGAUGCUAAUUCCUGAGUAGAUUGGAGAGAGUUAACCAGAAGAAUGAGAUAAAUGUCUUCAAAUCUCCUUCUUAAAUGAGUUCAGAUUUAUUUUUUAUGUUCUUGUGCUCUUGUGUUCUCUGAGUGUGUGAAGGAAGCAAGAGAACAUGUUAAGGGGGGAAAAAAAGAGGAGACAAAAAGCUCCCAAGGAAAAAAAAAAGUUCAAAUCACCGGCCAGUUUAAUUAAAGUUUGCUCAAUUUUACUCUUGUCUUUGGAUUGUAAUCAUUGUGUCUUGCUGAUAACACACUAAUAAAUUAACAUGGUUGUCA